Molecule: messenger RNA, 1206 nt
Organism: Clunio marinus
Lineage: Eukaryota; Metazoa; Arthropoda; Insecta; Diptera; Chironomidae
Source: the annotation of a GenBank genome assembly
AAGAGAAAUUUUUUCAUGUAAGAAGUCAAAAUGACGCCAACCGGGAGUGAUACGAGGUUUAAAUUUAGAGAUCUGAUUUAUAUUGGAAUAUCAAUGCCAGUCUCUCUAAUCAUUUAUGUAGGCGGCAAAAUUUAUUCAAGUGCAACAAAUUAUAACGAGUUCACAUUAACUCCAUGGAGGUCAUUUCUCUGUUCUCUUUUUCCAUUCUUGAUGUGUGUUUAUGGCUACAAAAGAAAUUCUAUAAAUCUGUCUGGAGCUGUUUCUGGAAUUAUCGUAGCAAUUCUUUUAACAGUCGCAUCACCCGUUUAUCUCGUUACUUUGGCUGCUUUCUUCUUCAGUAGUUCAAAGGCCACAAAAUAUCGACAAGAUGUCAAAAGAAAAAUAGAAAAAGAUUUUAAAGUCGGUGGACAGAGAAAUUGGGUUCAGGUUUUAUGUAACGGAGGUGUUGGCGGCUUCUUAGCUUUAUGCCAUCUUAUUGAAUGUGGAGUUGGCGAACGACCAGUUGAUUUUGAAAACGAAUAUAUUGCAAGUUGGCUUGGUGUUGCUGUGAUGGCUUCAUUUGCCUGUUGUAAUGGUGACACUUGGGCAUCUGAACUAGGAAUUUUUUCAAAGGCUGAUCCAGUGUUGAUCACUUCAUUUAAAAAAGUUCCGCGAGGAACAAAUGGUGGUGUUUCAUCGUGGGGAUUAUUUGUAAGUUUCGCUGGUGGAAUUUUUAUUGGGAUUUUUUACUAUAUUGCGACAAUAAUUUUUGUCGAUUCUGAAGUAAUGCAAAGUAGUCCAAAUCAAUAUCCAAUAAUAUUAAUUGGAGGGAUUGCUGGGAUUUUCGGAUCAGUAGUUGAUUCUUACUUGGGUGCAUUAUUUCAGUUUUCUGGUCUAACAAAAGAAGGUUUUGUUGUGGAAAAUCCAAAUGAAGCCGUGAAGAAAAUAAGCGGAAGUUUCAGAAUACUUAACAAUCACAGUGUGAAUUUUAUCAGCUGCUUUAUAAGUUCCAUCACAAUACCUGCCUUGAGCUUUGCCUUAUCGGGAUUUUUUACUUAUUCUGCUCAAUAAGAAAAUUGGCGAAAAUCUUUGAAUCCCUGGCCAGUUUUAGAUUGUAAUCCGUUAACAUUAUUUUGUAAGAAAACAAUGAGAUCGAACUUAUAUAUUCAGUACUUGUACCUAAUUGAAUUCUUUUACUUAAUAAAAUGUCUAAACAUUGAAAGCGCA